CCAAGGGGAAUUGCAGUUUCACUAGUCUGCUGGGAUAGACUUUUUCUAGGUAAUUCUUUUUUGUCUUUAGAGCCAUUUUUAAUUAAUGAGGAAUGUUACUUCUGGUGAAACCGACCUUUUCGCUUAAAAAAAAAAGAGACUCAAAGUCGCAGGCUUUCAACUUACGCACCGCAGUUGACACUGUAAGGUAGAAAAUCACUCAGAUUACUCCACCCACCAACCCACUCAUUGACUUAAGAGUGGACUUGUACAGUUGCUGUUCUUCUUCUUCUUCUGAGUUGUCUCUUUUAAUAAAUCUCAAAGCGCUUUCUAUUUCUCUGACCCACAUUAGCUUUAAUUGAACUGAUUCCCAUUCGGAGGGAGACUGCAAUGGCGGCGCUAUGGUUGCUACUGGGAUUCUUGAGCCUCUUCGUUUUGUCGUCCUCCACUUGUCCUGAUCAUCAAAAGCAAUCCCUUCUCCUGUUCAAAUCAACCUUGCUUAACAUCACUCGCACCACCAAUGACUCCUCCUCCUCAUCCGCAUUUGGCUUAGAAUCAUGGAAUUCAACGUCCGAUUGUUGCCUCUGGGAGGUCACCUGUAAAUCCAGCUCCUCCUCAACAGCACCCGUGGUGGUCGCAUUGCUUCUCGAUUCCCUCGUAUCUACGGAUCAGCCGGUUGUGGUUCCCUCCGCUGUCCUCGCUCCCCUCUUUCGCCUGACUACCCUGAUGCUGCUCGACGUCUCCUCCAAUCACAUACAGGGCGGAAUUCCAGGUGACGGCCUGGCUAGUCUCACCAAACUGGUUCAUCUCGACAUGACGCAGAAUAACUUCAGCGGCAGCAUUCCUCCGCAGCUCUUUCGCUUGAGAUACCUGCAAUAUCUCGACUUGAGCGAGAACAUGCUUUUGGGGGGUUUAAGUCAGCAAGUUGGAUAUCUUCGAGACCUGAGAACGCUGAAAUUGGAUGACAAUUUUCUUGGCGAGAUCCCUGAGGAGAUCGGGAACCUCACUGAGCUCCAGGAAUUGUCUCUCAGCAGCAACUCCUUCUCUGGUAGAAUCCCGGCGUCAGUUUCAAAUCUAAGACAGCUUCAGGUCUUAGAUUUGAGAGAAAAUCUUCUGUCAGAGCAGAUUCCCUCUGAGAUUGGGGGCUUGUCCAACCUCUCUACUCUGGCCUUGGGCAAGAACAAGUUCUCUGGUGGAAUCCCCCGCUCGAUGCAAAACCUGAGCAAGUUGGAAACUCUUAUGCUGGAGAACAACUUGCUCGCUGGAGAGAUACCAUCCUGGAUUUUCGAUAUCAAGCCCCUCAAUAUCUUGUUUCUUGGGAAUGGCAAUAUGUUGGCCUGGAGCAACAAUUCCGUGACAGCUCCCAAAUGCAUGCUUUCUCAACUCUCUCUCCAAUCUUGUGGUCUAGCUGGAGAAAUCCACUCUGGAUUUCAGCCCAAAGCUCUUGUCUAUCUGGAUUUGAGUAAAAAUGAGCUUCGAGGAACCUUCCCGCUCUGGCUAGCAGAGAUGGAUCUUGGAACCAUUAUUCUGUCAGAUAAUGAGCUGACUGGCCUAUCCCCAUCGUCUCUUCCAGUCCUGAGUUUAUCCGUCCUUGACCUUUCACGAAACAAUUUCUCUGGUGAGCUACCAAAAAAUAUUGGCGAUGCUAGGAUCAUGGUUCUCAUGUUGGCUGGAAACAGUUUUUCUGGGACAAUUCCAAGUUCCAUCUCUGAUAUUUAUCGUCUGUUACUGUUGGACUUGGCAAACAACAGAUUGUCUGGAGACACGUUUCCGGUAUUUGACCCUGAUGCCUUUCUUGCAUACGUUGAUUUCUACAAUGACUUCUCCGGUGAAAUUCCCGUGUCCUUCUCGCAAGAAACCAGGAUUCUUGCUUUGGGAAACAACAAGUUCUCAGGGAAAUUGCCUCGGAACCUUACAAACUUGAUCAAACUCGAGCACCUAGAUGUCCACGGCAAUGAAAUUGGGGGGGAAUUCCAGAAUUCUCAUGAAAUGUCUAGCAUGCAGAUUUUGAAUCUGAGAAACACUUCCCUGCAAGGUCCUAUACCAAACAGCAUGUCCAAUCUCAAAGCUCUCCAAAUUCUCGAUUUGUCAGGAAACAGCCUCACCGGAAACAUCCCGCCAGGGUUUGGAAAUCUCGUUGGGAUGAUUGACACGCCAACUAAAUUUUCAUCAAUUUCAGGUGUCUUCACCUUUCCAGUCCAGUAUAUUGAUUUAAUUGUAAACUGGAAGAGAUCAGUACAAGGGCUGUCAUCAAACCCAAGCAUCGUCUACUCUUUGCUGGACUUGUCAAAGAACCAACUUUCAGGCAAAAUUCCAGCUUCAUUAGGUAACCUGAAAGGCCUAAAGAUAUUAAACAUCUCCUCUAAUAGCCUGUCCGGCAAUAUACCAGACAGUUUCUGUGGCCUGGAGAAUGUAGAAAGUCUAGACUUGUCACACAACAAUCUCUCAGGUAAAAUCCCACAAUCUUUUGAGAAGCUGCAACAGCUCGCAAUUUUGGAUGUGAGCAACAACCACCUCGAGGGUCCAGUUCCAAAAGGUGGCCAAAUGGACACAAUGAACGAUCCAAAAUAUUUUGCUAACAACAGUGGUUUAUGCGGAGUGCAGAUUGGGUUGCCAUGUCCACGGAGCCAGUAAAGCCAUCAGCACCAACUUCAGAAGACAAUAGCGAUGAGACUAACGAGCUAAGGUUUGCAUGGGAAGGAGCCUGGUUUGGAUUCCCACUUGGUUUUUGUUUAUCAGUUAUUGUCAUACUUCUAACUGGCUGGUUUCCAGCGCGAGCGUCGUCCCCGGCUCGCCGCGGCCCCGAGAAGGCACGCACCAAGCAGGAUCAGCGUUAGGCGGAUAGGAUCAUAAAAUUCUUCCAAAAAAAAAAAAAAAAAACCCCCCAAAACCAACGCAGCAAGUUUAGACUAAGAGGCCUCUUUCUCUGUAUUGUUCCUCCAUCAGUAUAAACCGCUGCUAAAGAAAGACAGUAAAAAUAAAUAAAAGCAGCACUGUACAUGAUAUCAUGAAUAAAGUAGUGCAGUCCUUCUGGAAUAACAAUUCUGAUAGCAGAUUUCAGCAAGCAAGGACCAAGAUCAUGGUCCCAAGUUAGUCGCAUUGUGCCUGUCAUUUUCGUUCUUGGCUACGAGUCAAAAAAGUGGAUGAUGACAUGCAAUGAAAAUCAACCUCCAAUAUUUUGGUGAUUAAACAUCAAUUGAUAAUCAGGAUUCAUGAUGGGGAUUUUUAUUUCUACCAAGGGGCUAGCUGCCUGCAAAUGCUUUGCUCCACUACUCCUGUUCCUUGUGUUACCAAAGUAGCUUGACCAAACCAUUGAUUCAGUUAAUGGGCUGUCGCGUCACAAAUGACUCAGAAUCACGUUCACCAUAGCGUUUCUUUCUGGAAAGCUUAAACAUAAAAAUACAGUACAAUUAAGCACAAUUAUAUGUAAAUUAAAACGUUGCUUACUUG
Messenger RNA from Coffea arabica (coffee), 3429 nucleotides. RefSeq lists its product as uncharacterized. Lineage: Eukaryota; Viridiplantae; Streptophyta; Magnoliopsida; Gentianales; Rubiaceae. The record is from RefSeq and is a predicted model, not a curated record. Gene Ontology annotation, molecular function: protein binding.